UUAAAAACUAAAGAUUGAUGUCAUCUAUAGUUCAUUGGCGAAUUCCUCUCUCAUUAUGUUUCAAUUGAUCUGUCGUUUAUUUGACAUGUUUUCAACAUUUCAAUUCUCAUUUGUGUAUUUAGGGUAGUCUUACCGCGGUGAUUCAACUACUGGGUUACUCGUUGCUCUUCGCAUAAAUUACAUCAUCAAGGUUUUGAUGAAGGAAAGGCUGAUGCGCUUGAAUUUGUGCCCAUGUUAUUUUCGUUUGUUCCGCAGUUCAUGUAUACAACCCCAUAGACUACUUAACACCAAACAAAGUUUACAAUUAGUUACGGAAAAUCCAACCUCUAGUUGGGUUUCUAUCAGUGGACAGUCUACUGUCAAAGAUUCUUGGUAUAACUUAACUCCUCAUAUAAUUGAACUUACAAAAAGGUCGUUGCAUAACCAACAACAUCAUCCUUUAAAUUUGAUUAAACAACGUAUCGUGGACUUCAUGUUUAAACGUCAUGUUCGUCAUGUGUGCAAUAAUAAUCAAAGUGGUACGCCACUAUUCAGCCUAUAUGAUAAUCUAUCACCAGUGGUAACAGUACGGAAAAAUUUCGACAGUUUAUUUAUUCCUCCAGAUCAUCCAAGUCGAUCGCGUACAGAUACAUAUUAUUUAAAUGAAACAACCGUAUUGCGUAGUCAUACAUCAGCGCAUCAAUUAGAUUUAAUCAGUUCCGGUUUAAAUGCUUUUCUUGUUGCUGGUGAUGUUUAUCGACGUGAUGAUAUUGAUUCACUGCAUUAUCCUGUCUUUCAUCAAUUAGAAGGUGUUCGACUGUUUACAUCGGACGAAUUAUUUAGAAAUGCUACUGAUCCUUUUCAAUGUUUUCGUCUGCUUGAAGAUAUUCCAUCGUCUUCACCAUACAGUGAACCAAAUAGUCAUCCAUUCAGAGUUUUUCCAUCAUAUAUGCUUCCACCUGAUAAACAAGUUUGUCAUACAACAGAGACUAAAAUGUUACUAGAAUUUGAAUUGAAAACCGUCCUAAAGGAAAUGGCUAAAUCUUUGUUUGGUCCAGACAUACAACUACGUUGGGUUAAUGCUUACUUCCCGUUUACUCAUCCAUCAUGGGAAUUAGAAAUCAAAACAAAGUCUGGCUACUCUAACUAUGAUGGCGAUUCUGAUAGUGAAAAGCCUGAAGAAUGGACUGAAAUAUUGGGAUGUGGUAUAAUGCGACAGGAAUUACUAGAACGUUCUGGAAUACCUAAUAAAGUUGGUUAUGCUUUUGGUCUUGGUUUAGAACGUUGGGCUAUGCGAUUAUAUGAGAUACCAGAUAUUCGAUUAUUUUGGUCAAAAGAUCAAGGAUUUUUGAAUCAGUUUAUAACUGAUGAUAUUCAUGCGCCAAUCAAAUAUAAGCCUGUCAGUAUAUUUCCUCCGUGUAUAUUGGAUCUUUCAUUUUGGUUAAACGACUCUGAAUCAAUAUCAUCUUUGUCUUCCAAUCCUGAUGGAUUAGAUAGAAUUAAAAUUGUUGAACGGGAUAUUUUCGAUCUUGUACGUUCCGAAGCUGGCGAUCUAAUAGAACAGUUUUACAAAUAUAGAUUACAACUUUGGUUGUGUAAAUGAAACCUAAACUAGUAACCUACCUAGGCAAUUAGUUAAAUCUGUCGUAGAAUGUAUACUACUGACAUUGUAAAUAAGUAGAUAGAUUUUUAAUUAUAAAUAUUUCAUCAAAAUUUUUUUUUCUAUUGUCCAACCUACAUGUAGAUUCGUUUGGUCGAUUCGUACAUAGAUCCGAAUACCGAACGACAAAGUCUUUGCUAUCGUUUUAUCUACCGAGAUCAACAUCAAACUUUGACAAUGGAUAAAGUUCGACCAUUACAUGAGUAUAUUGGUCAAGUUUUAGCGGAAAAAUUAAAUCUUUCCAUCCGAUAAUAAUUGUUUGUUAAAUAUCAAAUCAUGAUCAACAUGAGUAUACAAUUUCGAAACAUCGUUUCCUACCUGAUACCUUUAUGUAAAUAUUCUUCAUCUUGUCGCAUACAUAUUUAUAUUUUUUCUUCUAUAGAAUCAACUUUUCGAAUAAUAAAUUUUGUUUUUUGUUCAAAAUGU
This is a messenger RNA of Schistosoma rodhaini, 2065 nucleotides long. NCBI's taxonomy places the organism in Eukaryota, Metazoa, Platyhelminthes, Trematoda, Strigeidida, Schistosomatidae. The record is from the annotation of a GenBank genome assembly.